AUGGUGGUGGGUGAGUGUACUUUAAAUGUCGUUAGCACAUACGCGCCGCAAGUAGGCUUGGAUGAGGAGAUUAAAAGGCGCUUUUGGGAGGGGUUGGAUGACAUCGUUCGUAGUAUUCCGCCUUCUGAGAGGUUAUUCAUAGGAGGAGAUUUCAAUGGUCAUAUUGGGUUGUCUGCAGGUGGUUAUACUGAGGUGCAUGGCGGAUUUGGUUUUGGGGAGCGGAACGGAGGGGGCACUUCGCUGUUGGACUUUGCCAAGGCAUUCAAUCUAGUGAUUUGCGAACUCAAGUUUUCCGAAGCGGGAAGAGCAUCUGGUUACUUACAAAAGUUCGGUGUUGAAGACUCAGAUUGA
Molecule: messenger RNA, 351 nt
Organism: Nicotiana tabacum (common tobacco)
Lineage: Eukaryota; Viridiplantae; Streptophyta; Magnoliopsida; Solanales; Solanaceae
Source: RefSeq, a predicted model, not a curated record